Molecule: messenger RNA, 252 nt
Organism: Closterium sp. Naga37s-1
Lineage: Eukaryota; Viridiplantae; Streptophyta; Zygnematophyceae; Desmidiales; Closteriaceae
Source: the annotation of a GenBank genome assembly
AUGGCGUCGCCACGGGGAGCGGGGUCGGGGUCGAAUCUGGAGGACGCGGCGCGGCAGCUGCACCCUGGCCUCUCCCCCCCUCCUCACCCCUCCUUCCCGUUUCCCGUUUCCUUCCCCCCGCCCCUCCUUCCCCUCCCCCGACCUCCCUCACCCCCUCUCUUCUUUCCCUCCCCCUUCCCAUCCUUCCGCUUACCCCUCCCCUCCCCCCCCCACACACCCCUCCUUUUCCCCUCAUCCAGCCAUCCAGCAUAA